GGACAGCUGAUCAGAAUGACAUGUACACGUCGUUUACGUCUACGUCGGCGUUGUGCUAUUAUGUUUACUAAUAUGAAAGACUUUUAAUGAAAGUCCCAUUUCCUCGAAAAAUCCAUAAUAAUGGCGAAAGUUAAUAUUCUAGACCUCAACGUAGCUCGGCUAUUUGAGACUUAUUGCAUCAAUGAUAUAUUAGAAAUAGAAAAAUGUGUGGAUUCCGAAAUUGAACGCAAAAGAAUUGAGCUACGAUCAAUUGUUGGGGAUAGGUAUAAAGAUAUUUUAACAGCAACUGAAGCAAUUAAAUCCAUUGAGAGUAUUUCUGAAUCAAUUGUGCAGGAAAUCCAAGAUGUUCUUGAAAAGUGCAAUGUUCUGGUUUCGAAAACUAAUACAAUUAUUCCAAUUAAGCAGCAUACAGAACAUAAAGUGGAGAAAGAGGAGUAUCUAAUUUUAAUGCAAUUAAGACUUAUAAUUGAAAUAAAUGAACAUAUAUGGAUAUGUAUUGAUGAUGAAAACUUUUGUAAGGCUGCUCAGUUUUAUCUACUUUCUCAACAUGUGCACACUGGUUUGAGACUGAUGAAAAGUGACAUUAAUGCCAAGUAUCACCUGAUAACAAAACUGAAAGAUAUCAUUGAUACAUUGAGGGGAAGGAUUCUGCAAGGAUCUUUAAACAAACUGAAAAAUGUUGAGUUGACUAUAGAAAACACAUGCAGUUGGUUGAAUGCAAUUAUGUUGCUGGAAAAUCACACCUCAACUGAACUGUUAAACAAAUUUGCUACAAUCAGGAAAGAUGCUUUGGAAUCAAUUAUUAAUGAAUCAUAUUCAAGUGUGAGAGUGCAGAUUGCUGCAAUGGUGAAAUGUAUUUACACCACUAUUCAGCUUCUUCAUGAUUGCUUCUUUAAUUACAAAGAUACAAAAGAAGGACUAAUUUGGAAGGAAAUCACAAAAAUCAUUAACAAAACUGCCCCAAGUACUCUUUCCAAAAUAAAAUUGCCAUCAUCUAUUAUGGAUUUGUACUUGCCACGGAUAAUAAAAGAAUUUCGCCCGAAGUGUGCCAAUGUAAACGACAAUCUGGCUAAAUCCGAAGCGCUAAUUUUGAUAGAAAAACUACUCGCCGAUAUAUCAGAAAUUGUUAGAAGCGGAUUAUUAAAGCAUUUGGAACUUGUCCCAUCAAUACAAGGUUUACACUUGAUUAGAGAGGAAGCAUUGAAAGUAGAAAUUCCCUUAGAUUGGGAUGAAAUAUGUGAGGAAAUCAACAUUCCUCGUAAUUUUGAUGUUUGGUGUUAUUACUUCCAAGAUGUACUAACGAAGCGCGUACAGUAUUUAGCUACAAAGAAAAUAUCAGAGUUCACUGAUUUAAUGAAUACUCAGAUUACUAAAAUAUUAAAUGAUACAACGAAGAAGAUUCAAACUGAAGCCGAUUUACGAUGGUAUAUUUGGGAGGAAAAUAACUCCAAUGAUGAUCACAGAGUGUUGACAAUGAAAACGAAAGGUUUUUCUCCUGUUAUUGUUAAAUUAUGUGAAGAUAUUGAUGCCGCCUAUUUGGAAUUAUUAAAAGAUGUGUCUUUAUACUUAUAUGGCACCGAGUAUCAAGGAAAGGAUGACUUUUUGAUAGGAUCUUCUCAAUCAAAUAACAAGAAGAAGUUUGUCGACAGAGAAAAGUUGGAAACACAUUUGAAAGAAGAAUGUUUAAAUAGCAUCAAAAAAUUAAUUUUGCAUCUUGAAAAUGAAAUCAAUAAUUCACAAUGUGCAUCAAGCAAAGUGAACAAGUCAAUUACAUGUUCACGAUUUUUGAGCGCGUUGACACAGUUAUGUCCAAGUUUUACAAAGUGCUCUAGCUGCAAUCAAUCUUCAGACGAUUGGGAGAAAAUUUGUAUUGAGUUGAACAAGGUUUCUCUAAAGUUCUGGGAUAAUUGGAUUGAGGAUUGUAAUAAAAAACUGGAAGAAAAAUUAACUGCAUCUUUCAACAUAACAGAUUCUAGUAAAAUGUUAACAAUUUUAUGUAAAUGGGAUACAAUCGAAAUUCAAGAACAAACCGACGAAUGCAUUUUCAAGUCAAAUAUUAAAAUACCAAUGAAAAGCAGUAUUUCAUUAGCUAGAAUAUUGGAAUAUUUAAAUGAAAUGCUUAAUGCUUUAUUCCCGCACACAUUACCCAAACAAGUACACUUAAAAUUCAUGGAGAAGAACGUCCUUAGUAUUCUGAAUCAAUAUGAGGAUCUUAUGAAACACGAGUUGAAUCAAAUGCAAGCGCUGCAAUUUUUAUUUGAUGUGAAAUUUUUAACAACUCUAGCUGUGCCAAGAGAAAACAUGGCAUUAGUACAAAGAUCCCAGGAUGUAUGCGAUAAAUUUCGAUCUUUUGUAGAUCCAUUUGAUUUGGAUGUCUUUUAUAAUUAUUUGCAGCAUAAUGUUAGACAAAAUGCUUUACAAACACAGGUGUUAUAUGGUUGCCUCUUAUUAUCUUCUAAUCAGCUGGCUUCAUUAGGACUACUAGAAAAAAAUAAGGAACAUGAAAAGGAUCCGUCGAUUCUCGCACUUAGCACGCCAUCAAAUGGUAAUUGGUUUAUGUUGCUGCCAGUGACUGCGCCAAUGACCAAAACUAGUCUGCCGAAUAUCGAAACAAAGGGCAUUCAAACCAUAUUAAGUGAAUGCAAAGGAAAGGCCUCGGAAACAGCAGGAAAUCAGCGUUAGGUCUGGAGCGGCUGCAUUGUUUGGUGCAAUGACCACCGAUUGGUUUUCAUAGUCAAUAUUAUAUUGCAUACAUAGUAUAAGCUCAAGUAAUUAAUAUUUAUGUAAAUACGUAAGUUGUUAAUCAAAUGAAGACUUUGUCAAGCCCUAA
This is a messenger RNA of Dalotia coriaria, 2830 nucleotides long. It is a transcript of the gene Cog1, whose product is annotated as conserved oligomeric Golgi complex subunit 1. Gene Ontology annotation, cellular component: Golgi apparatus; COG complex. The record is from RefSeq and is a predicted model, not a curated record. Gene Ontology annotation, biological process: intra-Golgi vesicle-mediated transport. Lineage: Eukaryota; Metazoa; Arthropoda; Insecta; Coleoptera; Staphylinidae.